Messenger RNA from Megalopta genalis, 2500 nucleotides. RefSeq names its product G-protein coupled receptor moody (gene moody). Lineage: Eukaryota; Metazoa; Arthropoda; Insecta; Hymenoptera; Halictidae. Gene Ontology annotation, cellular component: membrane. Gene Ontology annotation, biological process: G protein-coupled receptor signaling pathway. Gene Ontology annotation, molecular function: G protein-coupled receptor activity. The record is from RefSeq and is a predicted model, not a curated record.
GUACUCCACCGCGUUCCUCGUCAUUCGCCCCGAGCCCGUCCCCCUCCCCCGCGCCGCGUGGUCUACUGGGCCCGUAUCUAUCGCGGCGGCCAGUCCAUUCGCGGUGACGGUGACGGACAGAUCGUUGUUACUCGUCUACUCCGGGUCACGUUCCGCGAUCCCUCCGCCGACGAUCGAUCGCCGUCCGUGGAUCCUCGUCCUUUCCGACGUCACCGGAACCCGCCACUCACAAUACACGCCACCAUCUUUUUCAAUCACUGCCGCCCGGUGUCGUCCCACCGCUCCCUAUUGUCUAUAAAGGAUCGCGAGGCGGAAACUCGUCGCCCAGUGACUCGAGCGCAGCAAGGACAAGGCCCAGUUUUCGGGCCAGCCGUGAAAUUCUUCGUUUCGCGCGUCGAUGGUGCUGUAAGAAAAAGAGAAAGAGAGAGAGAUAUAUAAAUUGGAUCGACGGAUCGGGAGAGCAAGUUUCGCGGGAAAUAGUGCGACAGUUGGAUCCGGCAGUUUCGGUUUUGCCGCGCCGCCGCGAUCUCGCCGACUGGGUGCCGGACGUGGCCGCGGUGUUGCGCAUGAUCGCCGAUCGCUAUGACGGAUGAGUCGUGAAAGGAAUUAACACGGCCUCGGAGGUUGGUCAAAGUCGAAUGAAUCACGCCGAACGGCACACAGAAGCUCGUCGUCAUCGUCGAAAUGGACAAUACGGCCGCAGCAAUACAAAACAAUACAAAGAGCACGAUCAUCGAUGCCGAUAUGUCAAGAUUUCCGAAGUCGCUGCAGACAUUCGCGGCCGCGGUUGCCAUGUUAAUAAUGAUCGUCGGCCUCGCCGGAAAUCUGCUAACGAUCAUCGCUCUCUGCAAAUAUCCGAAGGUUCGCAACGUUGCGGCAGCUUUUAUCAUAAGUUUAUGCGUGGCAGAUUUUGUGUUCUGCUUGCUGGUAUUGCCGUUCGAUUCCAUCCGGUUCGUCAACGCUAGUUGGGCGGAAGUGCGGUUUCUCUGCGUCUUCGUACCUUUCCUGAGAUAUGGGAACGUCGGGGUCAGCCUCCUCUCCGUCGCAGCCAUAACCAUUAAUAGGUACAUCAUGAUAGCUCAUCACGGUUUGUACAGCAAAGUGUACAAGAAAUACUGGAUCGCUUCUAUGAUCGUGUUCUGUUGGAUCUUCUCUUACGGGAUGCAACUGCCCACCCUCUUAGAAGUCUGGGGAACAUUCGAUUACGAUAAAAAUCUCGAGACCUGCUCGAUCGUUAAGGACGCCAAAGGUCGCACGUCGAAAACGUUCCUGUUUGUGAUGGGUUUCCUGAUACCCUGCAUGGUGAUCGUUGGCUGCUACACGAAAAUAUUCUGGGUAGUGCACAGAUCCGAGUCAAGGAUGCGAAAGCACACGGCGCCCGCGAUAAAAUCGCCGCACACCCCCGGACGGGACACCAGAGAGAUUAAACAGAAACGAAGCGAAUGGCGGAUUACGAAGAUGGUCCUCGCAAUUUUCCUCAGCUUCGUCGCCUGUUACCUGCCGAUCACUAUCGUUAAAGUAGCCGACCCGGAAGUCGGAUGUCCAGGGUGCCACGUGCUGGGCUACCUUCUCCUCUACUUCGCGUCCUGCGUGAAUCCAAUAAUUUACGUGAUCAUGAACAAGCAGUACAGACAAGCGUACGCCGGGGUGAUCGGCUGUUCGCGGAUAAGGGCGGGCCUGACGCCGUACGGGAGCAGCGCGCCCGGCCACCAUCAUCAACAGGACUACGGCCAAGACUUCAGCAAGACGAUGGUGUCCACGGUCUCCAUCGCUAUGAAUCCCGUGAGGAAUCCUCACUUCGAAGAGGACUCGUGAAUUUAGGACCGAACAUCGCGCAAGAAUAGGAGGAGACAGCGUUCGCAGCGUACAAAAUUGAACUGUCUCUUCGUACCCUCUUCCCCUCCAACUCGACCAAAGGGAGCAUUGUUCCCAUCGGAGUGUUCAAAUCUCUGGCAGAGAACGCGUCGUUCUUUGUAAAUCAACUUCGAAAUACACCGAAAUUACUCGGCGAUACUCGCACAGUUAAGCGUCGCUGUCUUUCGGAGACCGAGCUCGAUAAUUUCGGUUUAUUCGAAACCAGUCGUUUCGUCGAUUUUCGAUGAAACUGAUCGAUGAAAUAGGAUCGAUUUUGCGACCGCGUUUGCGCUCGGCGUUACGACCGAGUCGAGCCGUCGCGAAGAUGAGACGAUGCAGCAGUGCUGUUUUCGUAUCUAGUAGCAUUAUAAAUAGCUUCAGUAUUGUACAAUAGAGAGUAAAGUAAGUUAUUUCUCGAUCGAUAAGUGAAAUGUUGAUAUACAUAUUGUAGAAUCGUGACGAAUAUGCUGUGUGUUCAAUAUCCUCGAGACGCAAGUGUCGAACUUUUUUGCCAAAGGUUGCACGUAAAUAUAUUUGUACAUAGAAGCACUCGUUAAUCGCUAUAAAUAUCAUGUAAAAAUAAAACAGAUAUUAUAUAUACACACACAAACAUAUGUAUACAGGGUGUCCCAAAAACGGUUCGCAA